CACAAACACCACGCCGGCUAGUAACGGUAUCGAGACGCCACUGCCUAUUCAACCUGGCAUGGUGACCAACUGCAACAAGUUCCACUGGGUGUCUACGGGCAAUACGUGUGACCAGAUCUAUAAUUACGAGCAAAUCACAUUGGCAGACUUUGUCAAAUGGAAUUCCAAUGUUGGUUCCGAUUGCACUGGCAUGUGGGCUGAAGUCAAUGUCUGCGUUGGAGUCAUCGGAGGAAGCACGCCUACUACAACCACUCAGCCGACCACAACCACAGCGCCGGCUGGUGUCCAAACCUCUCAACCUACGCAGCCCGGCAUGGUUACGAACUGCAAGAAGUUCCAUUAUGUGUCCUCCGGCGACACGUGUGAGCAGAUCUACAACUAUGAGCAGAUUUUUCUGGCAAAGUUUGUCGCGUGGAAUACCGGCGUCGGAUCCAACUGCCAAAACAUGUGGGCUAGUACUUACGUUUGCGUCGGUAUUUGAAACCUGAUUGCCUGCACUUCCGCAAAAAAACUUCCCCUUCACUGUGCAUAGUUGUCACUUAUAGUUUUAUGUAUCUCAAUCGAGUCGGUUUUGCGG
Molecule: messenger RNA, 577 nt
Organism: Colletotrichum phormii
Lineage: Eukaryota; Fungi; Ascomycota; Sordariomycetes; Glomerellales; Glomerellaceae
Product: LysM domain-containing protein
Exons: 1
Coding region: 59-481 (140 amino acids)
Source: RefSeq, a predicted model, not a curated record